Scophthalmus maximus (turbot) is the source of this 3558-nucleotide messenger RNA. RefSeq names its product nudix (nucleoside diphosphate linked moiety X)-type motif 4b (gene nudt4b). NCBI's taxonomy places the organism in Eukaryota, Metazoa, Chordata, Actinopteri, Pleuronectiformes, Scophthalmidae. The transcript is spliced from 5 exons. The coding region runs from base 451 to 1011 and encodes 186 amino acids. Gene Ontology annotation, biological process: diadenosine hexaphosphate catabolic process; diphosphoinositol polyphosphate metabolic process; adenosine 5'-(hexahydrogen pentaphosphate) catabolic process. Gene Ontology annotation, cellular component: cytoplasm; nucleus. The record is from RefSeq and is a predicted model, not a curated record. Gene Ontology annotation, molecular function: endopolyphosphatase activity; bis(5'-adenosyl)-pentaphosphatase activity; diphosphoinositol-polyphosphate diphosphatase activity.
CGAAAAACUCCUGGCCGCCUGUUCAUCGUACGGAAUCAGCGGCCAUGCGCAGACGGAGCUAGAGGAGGGCUGUGCGGCGGUGUAGGCUGUAGUCUACAUAAGACCUCUCUGCCUGCGGGACUCCUGCACUCACUCACUCGCACACACACCCUGCAGCCGCGCCGAUCUCACGAGGACUAGCAGAAACCCAGGGGAAUCUGACGAGGUACCUUGGAUUAAUCUCCCCGGUUCAGCCGCCACCACCCCCUCUCCUCACUUUCCUCCUCCUCCUCCUCAUGACUGACCAUCCCGCCGCACGGAUGCAGAGAGCAGCAGCGAUGCGGCGGCUCCGCUGUUGAGUCGUUGGACCUCCCUCGUUUUUUUGUGUGUGUGUGUGUGUGUGUGCUGUUGUUGUUGUUGCUGUGGUGCCGGUUUGUAAGUUAAAAGGAAACGAUCCGAGCGGAACGCAGCAUGAAGCUCAAACCGAACCAGACCAGGACGUACGACGGCGAGGGCUUCAAGAAGCGGGCGGCGUGUCUGUGCUUCAAGAACGAACGCGAGGAGGAGGUGCUGUUGGUCAGCAGCAGUCGGCACCCGGACCAGUGGAUCGUCCCCGGAGGAGGGAUGGAGCCGGAGGAGGAGCCGUGCGGCGCCGCGGUGCGCGAGGUGUUUGAGGAGGCUGGCGUGAAGGGAAAGCUUGGACGCCUGCUCGGGGUAUUCGAGCAAAACCAAGACCGGAAGCACCGGACGUACGUGUACGUGUUGACUGUGACAGAAACCCUGGAGGCCUGGGAAGACUCGGUCAACAUAGGCCGUAAGCGGGAGUGGUUCACCGUGGACGAUGCCAUCAAAGUGCUGCAGAGCCACAAACCCGUCCACGCCGAGUACCUGCGGCGGCUCCAGCUCAGUUGCUCCCCCACCAACGGGAACUCCAUCCUCCCGAGCCCGCAACCCAACGACAACUUCCCCCAUUACAGCGCCACCGCCAACACGCCCUCGACGGGGAGCGUGUUGGGCUCCUCCCGCAGAUAGAACUGCACCUCAAGUCCCCCCCCCCCCCCCCCCCCCCCCCCUUCCUGUCCAGCGUGGGACAGUUUACCGAAAGUCUGUACAGUCUUGCAUGAAUCUAAUGACUUUUUUUUUUCGAGUUGCGGCUCUCUUGUAUGUAUAAUUCCUAGUCUUAGCUGCAGGACAGACCAAAGCCAUUGCCAGAGCGGCAUGACAGACAUGUGACUGAGCAGGUGAUGGCGGUGAAACUCACGCCUCUGACAGGAAAAAAACUAUGGCAAUGACAAACUCCAGAUCACCUUUGUUUUGCUGGCAAACACCGGACGGAUGAGCAGACGUUUAGGGAAGAGGAAGCUGCAGACUCUACAUGGCCUGACUGACCUGGUGAAGGAAUGCCUUACAGAAACUUUGUAUGAAUGUUAUAUUUCGGUUGUUUUAUUUCACUAACAGUCAUUUUUAUGUUCAUUUUUUUUUUUUUUUGCAGAAUGGAUAUGCUUUCUAGUGAAUAAAAGGGUUGUUGACCCCAAAAGCAUGUCCAUGUGAGGAAUGUGUGAUGAUAACAACCAAAUAUCAUAUUUUAUUACAUGGAUCUAGCUUUUAGAAAAAGACCCAGAGCGUUGAUUCAUCAAGAAAUCUCCUAUUUUGCAUUUGAAGUUGGGAUUUUCUUUUUUAUCACCAUUUAAUCAUUCACUAAAAAACAUUUUCUAAAGUGAACUGGCUUAUAAUGAUAAUUGCACGUCCCUUUUCAAAACAACAAAUGGUGGCGAGUAAAAAAUAAAAAUAAAAAAGGAGGGUGUGAGGUGAAAAUGUAAAAAACCAAAUGAAAUGAAAGGUCACUGAUAAACGCUGUCAGCGAGUCUCUACCUCGUCAAACUGGAUCUGAGUCGCUGUUCGAUAUCUUCUGACUCAACACUGCUUAUGUUUACAGUUAAACUUUAGCCAAUGCCUGCGAAUUACGAGUCGACUAACCUUGACCGAUCCGACAAACUGUCUGCUUGAGGCCACGUACCUUUUCAUCAUCCCGUGUUGUGAAAGUAUUCAAUGAUGCAAAAGUACAUCUUCGCCUCGGGUGUUACUGUAUGUGCUGCCUUGAGCCAUGGACGGGAGUGGAACGUAGUUCAUUUCAACUCCAUUAAUAUAGAAUUUAUUUUAUUUUAUGCAGAUUCACUGUUGUGUCUUUCAACCAAAUGCUUAGCAGAUUUAUUGUUUAUCAUAUUGCUGCAAGGCAAUUUUGGUCGACCAUCGAAGUGUCCAUAUACAGCAUGAUUGUUUUUAUCGACCUUCUGCAAGUAACUUAGACUACUUGUGUCCACGGCUGCAACUAAUUAAUCUAUUAAUGGUAGGGAAAAGAGAAAAAUACAAAAAAAACUGCUUAUCGCAGUUUUUGCUUCUCGUAUCACAAACUCGGCUUUUAUCGGUUCAAAAACAUGCACCUUUAAUUUAAACCUUGUUUCUUUUGUUUUGUUUUUCAGUUACUGUGUCAGCAAACUAAAUAUUUGAGGCUUCAUUGGGUCAAAGACAUGUACCACAUACAAACUACUUUGUAAUAUUUCCAAUCUGCCUCCUGACUGAAUGUCUAUUUAAGUAAAAAAAAACCUUCCCUCAAAAAUCCUCAGAUUUAAAGAACACAACCGAAUGACGACUGACGCCUUGUAACCCUCGCGGAGGCUUGUAAAUAGCUUUGGAGAGAAGAAAAAAAAACGUGUUUUUAACCUGAACGAACCUGUAAAAAGUUCUCUUAACAUUUUAUAUAUUUUUUAACAAUGUACAAAAUGAUGACAGGAAAAAAAGAGAUGUACAGAAGAAUCUCACUGAGUAUGUACAGUACAGGAUGUUUGUAUCAGCGACAAUGUGCCACGGGUUUUGAGGUCAUGGAGGUUGGUUGGUUUGUGUUUGAGCAUGAAAUGGAGACGUUGAAACUGAUGUGAUUUGGUGUUUUCCAUAUGGUUAAAUUUCUGAAUGAGAUGUGUGAACAGGAUGAAAUUUGGACAAAAAAAAUCUACAUAAUAGAUCCACCAAAGUUUUGAGGUUCUGACCUUCAUUUUUAGAAAUGGGCAUCAUGGUUAUUAACUUGUGUUUGUUGUGGCCAUGCACCUCGUCGUAGCUUCAGUAACAUAAAUUGUAAUUUAAUUAAGCUAUCAGCAAUGUUUAACGCUGCUUUGGACGGAUAGAAUAAGGACUCGAACUACCUUAAACCUCUGUGUGUGUGUGAGAUGUGUGUUUAUUGUGGGUUGAUGAAGUUGAACUAUGAUGUGCCAAAUUAGAAAAAAAAAAAUGGAGGUGUUCAGAAGGGAAAUGUUUUCUGUGAAAUAAGAUCUUAAACAUUGUGUGAUUUGGUUCAUUAUCAUCUCAGAAUGUAAUCAUCAUUUGUCAUGUUUUUUUUAGAGAUUGACUGCCUCUUCCUUCCCCUUGAAGUUCUGAAUUAGGCUCUCGCAGUAUUCUUUACCCUGUACUGUUUUACUAUUUCAGAAUAUGAUCCAAAUCGACAUGAAUUUAACUCGCGCCCAUCGAUGUUGUGUUGCAGCGUGGUGAGUACGACUGUAUGUUCUUUAAAUACAGAAGUGUAAGAUA